CCUUUAUAUAGUGCCAUCUCCCUCAUUAGCUCCUACACAGUUAACAUUUGUCUCCAACGCCCUCUCUCUCUUAAAAAAUGAAGCUUUCUAUGCGUUUGAUCUCAGCUCUUCUCCUCGUGUUCAUGAUCUUCGUCGCCACAGGGAUGGGUCCAGUGACGGUGGAGGCACGAAAGUGUGAGUCGAAAAGCCACAGGUUCAAGGGUAAAUGCCUGAGCGAAACAAACUGCAAAAACGUGUGCCACAACGAAGGCUUUACGGGAGGUAACUGCCGUGGAUUCCGUCGUCGUUGCUUCUGCACCAGAAACUGCUGAUCCAUCGAUUCCCAACUUACAAUCUUCGAUCCAUCAUUUUCUUGCAUGUGUGUGUUUGCUUCUUUCUAUCGAAUCUUCCGUACAGUACCAUCUCGUACCGUACACGUGUGUGUGUGUGUUCUCGAAUAAGUAUUUUGGUUUGUGUGUUUAAUUUCAGUUUUUAAUGUAACGUUAAAUCAACUAAUGGCUUUUAUUUCAUUUUAUUAUGGAGCUUCUA
Molecule: messenger RNA, 528 nt
Organism: Eutrema salsugineum
Lineage: Eukaryota; Viridiplantae; Streptophyta; Magnoliopsida; Brassicales; Brassicaceae
Product: defensin-like protein 2
Exons: 2
Coding region: 78-311 (77 amino acids)
Biological process (GO): defense response
Source: RefSeq, a predicted model, not a curated record